AGCUUCACAGUUCUGACCUCAGAUCACUGCAGGCUGCAACCAGCAUGAAGGAGCAAGGGGGAGAGAGAGACGGAGAAGGGGGAAAAGCUGGGAGUACAACAGAAAAGGACCAGAGCUGGGUUCCUAAGAUCAUCAAGAAGCGGCUGUGCAGCACUUUCGUUGAGGACUCUUUCAGUAAUGGAGCGCUGUGUCAGUGUGGGGGGGUGCGGGAGCUUCAUGACUCCGUGGCAACAGGGGACUUCUUUGGAGCGGCCAUCGUCUCUCAGUGGGACAGCAGGCAGCACUCCUCAGAGAGUCCCACCGACGCCUUUGGAGAGCUGCAGUUUGCUGGAGCCGGACGCAGAAACAGCCAUUUCCUGCGGCUGUCAUGUGACACGUCGCCUCAGAUCGUGUACACCCUGAUGACGGCUCACUGGGGCCUCCCCUCGCCCAAUUUGGUGGUGUCGGUGGUGGGGGGGGAAGGCCAUGAGAAGAUCAAGACCUGGGUGAGAGACGUCCUGAGGAAGGGGCUGGUGAGAGCCGCACAGAGCACAGGGGCCUGGAUCUUGACGGGGGGGCUGAGGGAAGGCGUGGCCCGCUGUGUGGGGGAGGCAGUGAGGGACCACGCCGCCGCCGCUCCUGCUCUCUCCCAGAAAAAAGUGAUCGCUGUGGGGCUGGCCCCCUGGGGCCUGGUGCACAACAGGCAGCAGCUGGUCAACGCGCAGGGCAGUUUCCCUGCGCGGUACUAUGUCCAGAACACAUCCCAGGACUCCUGCUGCCUGGACAACAACUGCCAGGCUUUCCUCCUGGUGGAUGAUGGGAGUACUGGCCGCAGGGGGGGAGAGACAGCCUUUCGUGCUAAUUUGGAGGACUACAUUUCCCAUCAGCGCACUGGCAUCUGGGGAAGUGGCAGUAUUGAAAUCCCAGUGCUGUGCAUGCUCAUCUCAGGAGACGCCACUAUGCUCGAGAGAUUAGACGCCUCUUUGAGGAAAGCCACGCCCUGGCUGGUUCUGGCUGGUUCUGGUCCAGCUGCAGACCUUAUCAGUGAUUUGCUCGGGAAUCUUUCCUCUGUUCCCCUCAGUCCCAACUCCCCUCCUGCAGAGGGCGAGGCUUCUGAGGGUCUCAGCGCAGAGCUGCGCGACAAAGCCCGUGACAAGGUCCGGAGACACUUCCCCACUGCAGCCGAGCUGGAGAAACUGGUGGAUAGUGCUCUCAGUAUCUAUCAGAACAGAGAGUUCAUCACUGUCUUCGACGGGGAGCAGGAAGGUUCUGAAGACUUUGAUACAGUUCUCCUCAAAGCACUCGUUAGAGCUAGUAAACGUGUAUCCAGUGAAGCCAGUGAGUGCACUGAGGAACUCAAACUAGCUGUGGCCUGGAACCGAGUGGAUAUUGCUAAAACGGAGCUCUUCAAUGGAGACAUCCAGUGGAAGUAUGAGGACCUUGAAGACUCAAUGACAGAUGCACUGAUCAACGACAAGCCCCAGUUUGUGCGUCUCUUCUGCGAAAAUGGUCUGAACAUCCUGGACUACCUGACGUACGAGCGCCUAGAGGGCUUGUACAGCUCUCUAGCAGAUGGCUCUCUGGCCUACAUUCUGCUGCAGAGGCGUCUGAGCGAGAGGCAGGGCCUGGCUGCAUCCCUGCCCCACUUAGAUGGAGCCGCCAACGUACCUCUGAAGAGUCCUCUGAGCAGCCUGGCGGGGCCCGCUUCAGCGAUCACACUGUUUGAGGUGUCUCGCCUGCUCUGGGACCUGUUGGGUGAUGUCUGUCAGCCUUUCUACUACGGGCCUCUGGGCCUGGACUGCAGCACCAGCACCAGGAGGGCUCUCAAGCAAUUGAACAAGAUGCUGCUGGGAGAGUGUGUGUACCGGCACCAACGCUGUCUCUCACCCUGGGCCGCCCUCUUCAUCUGGGCUGUGCUGCAGAGCCGCAGUGAAAUGGCAGUGUACUUCUGGGAGAUGGCGGGGGAGUCGGUGCUGAGCGCUCUGGGCGGCUGUAAGAUGCUGAGGGAGCUCUCUAAGCUUGAGAGUGAGGCUGAGAACAAGCUCGCCAUGAAGGAACUGGCACAGAGGUUCGAGGACCUGGCCCACGAUGUAUUCGGUGAGUGUUACCAGAACAGCGAGAGCCGCUCCUUCACUCUCCUCAUCAGGAAGUCUCCAGUGUGGGGGGGGGCUACCUGCAUGCAGAUGGCCACUGCAGCUGACGCCCGGCUGUUCUUCAGCCACGACGGUGUUCAGUCUCUGCUGUCUCAGAUCUGGUGGGGGGACAUGGAGAGGAGUACUGAGGUUUGGAAACUGGUGCUCACCUUCUUCCUACCCCCCCUCGUCUACACAGACCUCAUCAGCUUCAGGUAA
Molecule: messenger RNA, 2330 nt
Organism: Eleginops maclovinus (Patagonian blennie)
Lineage: Eukaryota; Metazoa; Chordata; Actinopteri; Perciformes; Eleginopidae
Product: transient receptor potential cation channel subfamily M member 4-like
Exons: 16
Coding region: 45-2330 (761 amino acids)
Biological process (GO): calcium ion transmembrane transport
Cellular component (GO): plasma membrane
Molecular function (GO): ligand-gated calcium channel activity; calcium-activated cation channel activity
Source: RefSeq, a predicted model, not a curated record